Molecule: messenger RNA, 1853 nt
Organism: Microstroma glucosiphilum
Lineage: Eukaryota; Fungi; Basidiomycota; Exobasidiomycetes; Microstromatales; Microstromataceae
Product: WD40 repeat-like protein
Exons: 3
Coding region: 62-1708 (548 amino acids)
Molecular function (GO): protein binding
Source: RefSeq, a predicted model, not a curated record
CUGACCUUUGCUUUCCACCUUGUUCGCACUGCCCCCUCCCAUCCCCACUUCGUACAUCGCAAUGUCGAAGCGUGCCGCAUCCCCAUCUUCAAAGAGGCCUGCAGAUGUAGACGAGGCGUCCUCCUCGUCGGCCGCGGGCCCUUCGGCACAGAAGGCGAAGACGUCGGCUGAUGCAUCGGCUUCCACCUCAAGGGCCCAGGGCGGGGACGAUGAGGAUGACAUGGGAGAAUUUGAAGAUCAAUUCGAGGACGAAAUGGAGAGCGAGAGCGAUGAAGGCGAGGUCGUGGACGCCAACGGCGAUGAGGACGACGAGGGCAUGGAGAUUGAUGGCGUCAAGGUCGAUGGAGAGAUCCAACGGCCAGAAGGCGACGAAGACGAUGAGGUCGAGCCAGAAGCUCAAGUGUACCUGCCCGGAGAUGCACUAGAGCCCGGGCAACAACUAGAACCAGAUCAAUCAGCAUACGAGAUGCUACACAGGCUCAACGUCACAUGGCCUUGCCUCUCCUUUGACUUCCUCAAGGAUCAUCUGGGAUCCGAUCGGCAAAAGUACCCGCACACAGCCUACUUUGCCGCGGGUACACAAGCCGAUACUGCCAAGAACAAUGAGCUCAUGGUCAUGAAGGCCAGCGGUAUGCACCGGACAAAUAAAGACGGAAACACCUCUGACGACGAGGAUGAUGAUGAUGACGACGACGACCUGGAUGAUGAUGCUAUUCUUGAGUAUCGCUCCAUUCCGCAUCUCGGAGGCAUCAACAGAGUCCGAGCUGCUCCCACUUCCACACCGACCUCAGAUUUGGAGCCUUGCCUAGAUCCCUACCCAGUAGCAACAUGGUCAGAGCUGGGCAAGGUGCACAUCUUUGAUGUCCGUCCUCUGUUCAACGCCCUAGAUCGUCCAGGUACCCAAUACGACAAGAAGAAGGUCGGAACACCUCUCUAUACUGUCGAGGCUCACAAUGGUGUGGAAGGCUACGCUAUGGAUUGGGCUGGUGUCUCCGCAGGCGGCGCUUCCGGCAGCAGAGCAUCCAACCUUCGUCUGCUUACCGGCGACCUGUUCUCCAACAUCUACCUCACUACAUCAAACAAUUCCGGAUUCACCACCAACCCUACCCCCUUCACAUCUCAUACCUCCUCCGUAGAGGACUUGCAAUGGUCGCCGAGUGAGACGACUGUCUUUGCCAGUUGCUCAGCAGACACCUCUGUCAGAGUGUGGGACGUCCGUCUCAAGUCGCGGAAGAGCGUGAUUACCGUCGACAAGGCCCACCCUACAGAUGUGAAUGUCAUCUCGUGGAAUAAGAAGACAGGCUACCUGUUGCUGUCUGGUGGAGACGAGGGUGGUUUGAACGUCUGGGACCUGCGGAACUUCAAGAAGGACGCUACCAGCAAGCCACUGCCUGUUGCCAGUUUCAAUUGGCACACCGGACCCAUCUCCUCCGUCGAGUGGCAUCCGACAGAAGAGUCCGUCUUUGCUGCCUCUGGCCGAGACGACCAGGUGACUCUGUGGGAUUUGUCGGUCGAGCAGGACGAAGACGAGGAAGGAGGCGCUGGCGCACGCUAUGGUCCUGAUGGCAGGGAGGUGCCCUCGCAACUGCUCUUCUGCCACCAGGGCGCUAGUGAGAUCAAGGAGGUGCACUGGAACGAGCAGAUCCCUGGUAUGCUUACCAGCACAAGUGCUGAUGGCUUCCACCUGUUCAAGACCAUUUCUGUGUAGGCGUAUUCGAGAGGGAGCAGGAAGAAGAAGGGAGUGGACCUUGCAGAGCUGCAGCCUCUUCGCUCCUCUCAUCUCGGUCGUUGUUGGAUACCCGUUGCAGUCUCUUGUCCUAUCGCCAUUGUACAAUAUACUAUCAUUAGCGCUG